AAGUGGCAACGGUAAAAUCGUGAUGGUUUUUUUACACGGACUACUUAGUUAAUUAUCGCGACCCAUCUGGUGUUGGGUGUAUUUGUUUGUGUACACCGUCGGCGGCGCGAGAUAACGUUUGAAAAUUAUUGUUAUACAUUUUUAUACAUCAACACCGAGUGUUGUUUCAAUCCAUCGCAUUCAACCGAUCAACAUGCAUGUAGUUCUUAUGCAAAGCGAGUGUAGAUAUUUCCUCGGUUCUUUUUGUUCAGUGGGCUAAAUCAAAAUACAAUUUUAAUUUUUUUAUCUACCGUUUAUUAUUAUUUUUAUUUUUAUAUUCAAUUCGGUUUAGCCAAGUCAAUACGGAACUUGAUGCAUAUUCAACGGUCAAAAAGUAGUUGACAAUGGUUUAUCGGACACUGCCCGUAGUUGUCAGAGCGUUGCGACUUACAGUCUUUGUUUUUGCUAGUAUUCAAUAUACACUCUGCUUAAAAACUGAUGAAAUUGCUCCAGAUUUCAAUAGUCACACGUUUAUCGAACCGAAAUUGAUUCAUGCGAGACACAAAAGGGAAAUUGAAUCGACAAGAAUAAGCUCGGAUGGUCUGGAACAUGUCCACGACAUCACGUUGCAUUUUGUUGACGACGGAAAAGACUAUAUUCUCGAUCUCAGUCUCAACAGUGAUCUUAUACCGGCCAAAUAUUUCGAAAAACACCAACACAACGGGACAUACGUGGUGAACAAGCCGAACGCCAAUGAAAUCGAGUUGUGUCACUACAAUGGCAAAGUACGCGGUUUGCCCGACUCUUGGGCGGCCAUUUCCACUUGCGACGGCAUUAGAGGAAUGUUUUCGGACGGGCAAUCAUUCCAUUACAUCGAAAACAUUAGCCCAGAUUUCGGUGAUAAAUAUCACGUGCUGUACAAACACAACGAUUACAACAGUAAUCGUAAUUGCGGUUUUACGGAUUCGCCGCAAGAAAUCAAUCAAAAUACAACUAAACGCUGGAAAAGAGACACCAAGAAGGCCGUUAGAGGACCGUACAACGAAAACGACAAUUCGCGGUACAUCGAGCUGGUGCUGGUCAUCGACCAAGAGGAAUACAAGGCGUAUAACAGCAACUUGUCGGAAGUGCACAAGCACGCCAAAGACAUUGCCAACAUCAUCAAUUCGCUGUACAUGCCGUUGAACCUGUUCGUCGCGUUGGUCGGCGUAGUCGUGUGGACCGAUUACAACGAAAUCACAGUGGCCCGAAACGGCGACACUACUCUGACCAACUUUUUGCACUAUCGUCGCGAACACCUGGUCAAGGAACAUCCCAACGACAACGCUCAACUGCUCACCAACGUACAAUUCGAACACGGAAUCGUCGGCAAAGGUUUAAAAGGACCGAUUUGCACGUUCGAGUACAGCGGCGGCGUCAAUAGCGACCAUAGUUCCGUGGUGGGUCUAGUGGCCACCACGAUAGCCCACGAAAUGGGUCACAACUUGGGUAUGGAACACGACACGGACACCUGCGACUGUCCGGACGAGCGAUGCGUGAUGGCACCGUCUUCGGGUUCCAUGAGUCCGACGCAUUGGAGCUCUUGCAGUAUGGAAUAUCUGGCUUUUGCGUUCCAACGCGGCAUGGACUAUUGUUUGAGAAACAAACCGGAAAAGCUGUUCGAAAGUCCGGUGUGCGGAAACAAUUUCGUGGAACCCGGAGAGCAGUGCGAUUGCGGUUUGAAGGAAAACUGUAAAAAUCCUUGCUGUAACCCCGAAACGUGCAUGCUUUUCGCUAACGCCACUUGCGCCACUGGAAAAUGCUGUGAUUUAAACACUUGCCGUCCGAGGCCUGCGGGCGUUGAAUGUCGAGCGGCACCGCACGAAUGUGAUCUACCCGAAUACUGCGACGGCGACUCCGAAUACUGCCCGGACAACGUUUACAAAAUCGACGGAUCUACCUGUGACAAUACAAAUGCGUACUGCUAUCAGGGAACUUGUCGUUCGCACACGGACCAGUGUCGCCUACUGUGGGGUCCGACGGGAUUGUCGUCGCCGAUCCAGUGUUACAAGAUGAAUAACAAGGGGACGAAACAGGGUAACUGCGGUUACAACCGGUUGAACAAAACGUUUUCAAAAUGCGAAAACAACGAUAUUUUUUGUGGCAUGUUACACUGUAUACACGCGAACGAGAAAUUGGAAUUUGGUAUGGAAACGGUGGCUUUAAUUUCGCAUUCGUACAUCAACAGCCCUACGGGAGGGCUUAUACCCUGCAGGACGGCUAUCGUCGACUUGGGACUCAACAAUGUCGAUCCCGGUCUGACGCCAGAUGGUGCCAAAUGUGGAGAAAAUAUGAUGUGUGUGAAUCAAAAAUGCAUGGCCGUGGCUGACGUUAGAGCCCAGAACAAACAGUGUCCGUUCAAUUGCCAUGGAAACGGCAUUUGCAACAGCAAAGGAAACUGCCAUUGUAGGGCCGGAUACGCUCCGCCUUAUUGCGAUCAACCCGGACCCGGAGGAAGCGAUGACUCAGGCCCGGCGUCCAGUCCGAACACCUCAAAGGGAGUUGUGACGGGAUUGUACGUGCUCACCUUAGGCACUAUACCGCUAUUGCUGGCCGUUGUGUUGUUCGCUUACUGUUCCAAACGACAGCGGGCCCCGAUCGAUUGGAAUAAGAGUAGCCGGAAGAAGUUACCUACUGAUCCGGAAGUUGGUAGCAAGAAGCCGAACGGAACAGUUUCGCCUUCGAGCACGCCACUCGUGAACGAUCAAUCGGUGUUCCGAAACGAUUUUCUUGGAAACUACAAAGGUUUUACCAUCAAACCGUUGGCGCCUCCUCCGCCAAAACCGAUUAUUACGCCUUCGCUGACGCCCGUCCGACCGGCACCGACAGCGCCUUCACUCAAGCCAGCGACGAGUGAAAAACUUCAAAUUGGCCUUCCCGUGUUGGACGCCACCACUUCGUCGGCCGUACGCCAGUUGGUGUCUAUGCCGUUGAAGCCGGCCCCGUCCGUUCCCAGUCCGGGCCGUAGGCCAUCGUCGGCGGCUGCCGUACACGUGGACACCAAAGCGGCGGGCGGCAGUGGGGGUUACCCCACGUUGCGCAGGAUCACGUCGUUCAUGAAAAAUCAUAAACCUGACGAGAAAAAGUCGGCGCCGCCGGCGGUCAAAGCCAACGCCAAAUUUAACAAGGAACUGUUGAAAAACUUAGAAAUAUCGCAGCCCAUACUACAGAACGAAAUCAACGUGCCCUCCGAAUCACUGCCAUUGGAGGCAGACCAGCAUAAGGCGGUCGUCCUGAGAGCUCAGAGUUUGCGUUACAACGCCGCGAAGCAGAGACCGUCCAUUCCCAACUUCGGGUCGAUGCGGUCGUCGAAGAGGCCUGCCAGCGUGGUAACGGUUCGGCCCUCGGCGCCACCGCCCCAACCGCCUCCGGCCUCCAACGGCGAGUACCAGGUGCCAUCCAACAGAACCUGCGCGGACGAAGGACACGGCGAGAACAUCUACUCGGUAAUCGACGAGACUGCGCUACCACCUACGCAGGCCGAAGAGAACGUGUACAAGGUCCCCAGACCGUUGGAGAGCUCGCUGCUUGGCGAAAUCGUGUCGGCCAUACAAGAACGCAACCAAGAGUCGAUAUACACCAGCAAGGCCGACGGCGACCAUAACCAGCUGUACGAGAACACCAGACGGCCAGCGAAAUCCAACUUCGUCGGUACCGUCAACCAACCGCCGAAUGUCGUUUACAACCGACCGGAUUUAGUAAAAAAUUGCGACGACAACCGUUACGCGAUAAACCGCUCACCGGACGUGCUGGACGCCAAGCCAGUGGACAAACCGGCCAUAAUCAAACCCAAACCCGUAGUGGCGGUGGCCGCUAAACCGACAACGGCCACGGCCACGGUCGGGCUGAAGAAAAAGCUCAACGAAAGGCCGUCGAAGGUGGCGAGCAUGCAGCAGAAAUUCGAAAACGGAAAUGUCGCCAAAAUGCAAAAUGGCCCAAAAGCGCCUACUGCCAAAAUUAUCCGUACCGCUGGCAACAGGUAGCGAGCGUGCGCCCAAUUAGUCAAUUAGCUACUUGUUCACUGUUAGUUGUUACCGAUGGUAGUUAAUGUAAGUCCAUUUGGUUCAUAAAAAAAAUAUAUAUCUGUCCAUAUAUUAUGGUAAAUACGACUGUUCAUUAAGCGAUCAUUAUUAUGAUUUUUUUUACAUCUAUGGAAUUAUUAUACAUAACAUGUGGUGCUUAUAAUUAUUAUUUUCAAUUUAAUUUCGGAAUAUUAUGUAACUAUAGCGUGUGUUGUAAAUAACUAGGUGUACAUAAUAUUUAUGGUAUAAUUUACACGUUUAAAAAAAAAAAUUAAUUGUUUUGACACGACAAUAUAAUGUCAAAAAGAAAAAAUGUGAUAAAAUUCAAAAAUUUAUUUUUUAUUGUUUUGUGUUCAAUAUAAGUGUUAGUUCCUUCGACAAGUACGGUAAACAUUGGCUUUACACUAACACGUUAUUGUUUUAUUUAUUUUUAUUUUUAAGUUCUAGUAUUCUUUAGUCGUUUCAAAUCCAACGACCGAACAGUAGUCUCAUUAUAUAUGUUUAUCUCAUAAUCGCUUCAUCGCUUUAAUCUCGUAUUCACUAAAACGCUUCCAUAAAUUUACUAUAAUACUAGUCAUUAUUUUUAUUACGAAAUUGCAUUUAUUUUAAAUGUACCAAGUGUUCAUUUUUUAUACAAAUAUGAUUUGAUUUUUUAUCACUUUCCUUGGACAGUUAAACCGGGGUACUUUUUUUGUACAAUUUUACAUGCUGUUUUAUGCAAUACUUUUUUAGAUAAACAUACAUAUUUGUACUUUUUGCAAUGUUAACAAGACGUUCUGAGGGAAAUGGAAUUUUUUUAAAAAAGACACUUAAAGAAUAGUUUUAUUAAUUACGCCAAACGCUCACGUUCCUUAUAGUUUAUUAAUUAUUAUUUAUUAUGAUUUUUAUAUUUGUACAUUUUUUAUAAAUAUUAUUAUUAUUAUUAUUAUUAUGUAUGUAUAAUUUUAUUAUACCAAGUAACCUAAAGAUAUUUAUGUUAUUUUAUGUGUUAUGAAAUUUA
Molecule: messenger RNA, 5040 nt
Organism: Adelges cooleyi (spruce gall adelgid)
Lineage: Eukaryota; Metazoa; Arthropoda; Insecta; Hemiptera; Adelgidae
Gene: Meltrin
Product: disintegrin and metalloproteinase domain-containing protein 28
Exons: 18
Coding region: 384-4001 (1205 amino acids)
Biological process (GO): membrane protein ectodomain proteolysis
Molecular function (GO): metalloendopeptidase activity
Source: RefSeq, a predicted model, not a curated record